This is a messenger RNA of Coregonus sp. 'balchen', 8646 nucleotides long. NCBI's taxonomy places the organism in Eukaryota, Metazoa, Chordata, Actinopteri, Salmoniformes, Salmonidae. The record is from the annotation of a GenBank genome assembly.
AUGGACAUGGGGACGGGGAUGACUCCACUAUCGGCAGAGAGGCCUCCCAGCAUCGCUGAGCACCAGAAGCCCAAGGACAUGUCUGCAGGUAGAGGGAAACACACACUAAGACACACACAUCAAUAACAGUGCCUACCUCAGUACCAAGUUACGUACCUCUCCAGGUUACGUACCUCUCAGUACCUACCAACAUCUUAAGCCAGCUCUUAGGGCCUAUGUGUAUGUCUUUGAGUAUGUCUGCCUGUCUGUCUGCCUGCCUGUCUAUCUGUCUGUUUGUCUCGCUCUCUGCCUGUCUGUCUCUCUGUCUGCCUGUCUGUCUCUCUGUCUGCCUGUCUGUCUCUCUCUCUCUGCCUGUCUGUCUGUCUCUCUCGCUCUCUGUCUCUCUCUCUGUCACUCUCUCUCUCUCUGCCUGUCUGUCUCUCUCUCUGCUGUCUGUCACUCUCUCUCUCUCUCUCUCUCUCUCUCUCUCUCUCUCUCUCUCUCUCUCUCUCUGUCUGUCUGUCUGUUGCUCUCUGUCUGUCUGUCUGUUGCUCUCUGUCUGUCUGUCUGUCUGUCUGUCUGUCUGUCUGUCUGUCUGUCUGUCUGUCUGUCUGUCUGUCUGUCUGUCUGUCUGUCUGUCGCUCUCUGCCUGUCUGUAUGUCGCUCUCUGCCUGUCUGUCUCUCUCUCUGCAUGUCUGUCUGUUUCUCUCUCUGUCUCUGUCUCUGUCUCUGUCUGUCUGUCUGUCUGUCUGUCUGUCUGUCUGUCUGUCUGUCUGUCUGUCUGUCUGUCUGUCUGUCUGUCUGUCUGUCUGUCUGUCUGUCUGUCUGUCUGUCUGUCUGUAUAUCGCUGUCUGUCUGCCUAUUGGGCAUGCAUGUAUGGCAUUUGUAAAAGUCAGUAUGCACACUAGAGGGUGUGCCACGAAACCUGACUAGCCGAUGCCAUCUGUCAGCCCGGCCCAUCCCCUCACCCCACUUAUCCAUCUGUCAGCCCGGCCCAUCCCCUCACCCCACUUAUCCAUCUGAAUGUCUCAUCAUACCAGUGCCAGUAUACCCAGCGGCAGCCAGCCCCUACCCCUCCUCCAUACCUCGUGCCCGGUUCAGUUGAUGACUUCUGGGUUUUGGCUGAGGGCUUAUGGGCUUAGGGCAUCAGGCAUACCCCCUGUGGGGUUCAUCUCCCAGUCCAACCCCAACUCCACUCCUGUGUAGACUAGACUAGAGCAUCCGCACCAAUGGAACUUCUUUGCUAAUGCCCUAUCUUGUCCACUGGGGGGCGCUAUAGCUAGAACUGUGGUUAUCUCACUCCACUCACUGGGGGAAACCCCUGCUGGGAAUACCUUACACCCUCAGUAGACCUCCGAUGGUAUAGAAUACUGUAUGUCAUCAUGUUUUGUCAGUCAGCAUUCUCCUAAUACCCCAGGGGUCACAUGGCUAUAGCACAGCUGAGACCCAGUGUCACUCUACUGCACAGGAAGUGAUCUGCACCAUGUCCCACUAGCCUGUUUGUGUGAAAGAGUUGUAGGCUGCAAGCAGAUUGAAAGCCUGAGGGUGAAAGAUAAACUUUGCAGGCAUCUGUUCACAAUCCUGCCUCUGGAGUGAUUCCAGACUCCAGAGCUUGCCUGUGUAGAGAAUAAUUCAUUCAGAACGCAAUAUGGCAAAACUAAUUUGAUCUGUACGAUAACUGAAUGCAUAUUGCGUUCAUGUUUACCCCUGAAAGACUCUCUUGCUAGUAGUGAGGAAAAAAAAGUGUCCUGGCUGUUAUGACUCAACAAUGCAGCAAACCCCUCCCUCGUCAGAGACACUCUACCUCAUGGGAAGAAUAACUACCACAACAAUUAGCAAACAAAACAAGUCAUUAAGUAUUAAUGUAUUACGUCUUAGUCAUGGUUAUGGUGAGGUGCCUUAUGUUUCCCUAUGUUACCGUUAGCCUAGCAUGCUAGUUAGCGAGGGGAAGGGAUGGGAACCCAGUGGAGCAGAAGUGCUGCAGUGACUCCCAGUACAUGCCAAACGGCAUCCUCCCGCUGUAUUAGUCAUGGAGCCAGUCAUCUGCAACCUGUGGUGAAACUGUACGACACCCACACUCUGGUUCUGUACUUGGAGAGAACCACGACGGCUACCUUCCUGUUGCUGUUCCAUCACAGGAACAGCUCUCCAGUGCAUUGGGGGAACAGCUCUCCAGUGCAUUGGGGGAACGGCUCUAAGUGCUGCUUUAUUGUCUCUCGCCUCUGCUCUAACAUUAUUACGUCAGUCUUGUUGUGUGUGUUUGGUUGAUUCAUGUAAAAUAUGACUCUCAAGAGAGAAACUUUAUUGGGCACUACAAAGAGAUGCUCCGUUUAGAAUUCCAGUAUUCAAAGGCCAGAGAGACAACUGGGGCAAAUUGGUCCAGCCUUACUGGGUAAUCACUUCCUCUAAAUCCCUUCCUCCUCCAUUGCUCCAUCCCUCCAUUCCUUCUAUACUCAGAACGAGCACAGCUUUACUGAGCAACUUGGCGGCACGGGGCUCUAGAAUUUAACUAGCUACCUCAUCAUUUCAAACAGUCCAGGGAAAGAAACAAUCCUGUAUCAAUCAAGAUAUGAUUGACCUUAAUGGAUGGCUAUACUGUACUUUAUAAACUGGGUGAUUCGAGCCCUGAAUGCUGAUUGGCUGACAGCCGUGGUAUAUCAGACCAAUAUACCACGGGUAUGACAAAAUAUACAUUUUUACUGCUCUAAUUACGUUGGUAACCAGUUUAUAAUAGCAAUAAGGAACCUCUGGGUUUGUGAUUUAUGGCCAAUAUACCACGGCUAAGGGCUGUAUCCAGGCACUCCGCAUUGCGUCGUGGUAUAUUGGCCAUAUACCACACCCCCUCGGGCUUUAUUGCUUAAAUCAAACUCCACCUCUGAUUUACUGCAUGAUGUUGUUCUAGAAAUGUAGAAAGAUAUUUUGUGUUUCCUGUUGCUAUAAUAGCAUCAUAGCUGUGUUUAUGUUUGUGUGUUGUACUGUGUGUUGUACUGUGUUGUACUGUGUGUUGUACUGUGUUGUACUGUGUGUUGUACCUGUGUUGUACUGUGUGUUGUACUGUGUUGUACUCUGUGUUGUACUGUGUGUUGUACUGUGUUGUACUCUGUGUUGUACUGUGUUGUAAUGUGUGUUGUACUGUGUGUUGUACUGUGUGUUGUACUGUGUGUUGUACUGUGUUGUACUGUGUGUUGUACUGUGUUGUACUCUGUGUUGUACUGUGUUGUACUGUGUGUUGUACUGUGUGUUGUACUGUGUGUUGUACUGUGUUGUACUGUGUUGUACUGUGUUGUAAUGUGUGUUGUACUGUGUGUUGUACUGUGUGUUGUACUGUGUUGUACUGUGUGUUGUACUGUGUUGUACUGUGUUGUACUCUGUGUUGUACUGUGUUGUACUGUGUGUUGUACUGUGUGUUGUACUGUGUUGUACUGUGUUGUACUGUGUUGUACUGUGUGUUGUACUGUGUGUUGUACUGUGUGUUGUACUGUGUUGUACUGUGUUGUACUGUGUGUUGUACCUGUGUUGUACUUGUGUUGUACUGUGUUGUACUGUGUUGUACUGUGCCUGUUUCUGUGCGCUUUACCAAUAUCUGUGUUUAUGUUUAUAUUUCUUGCAUUCAAUCACCCACUCACUAUGAAGUAAACACAUCUUUCUCCUCCUCCUAAAAUCCCAUUCAGUACUCCAGCAUGUCCCUAGGGUAACACUGAGUCAGUACUCCAGCAUGUCCCUAGGGUAACACUGAGUCAGUACUCCAGCAUGUCCCUAGGGUAACACUGAGUCAGUACUCCAACAUGUCCCUAGGGUAACACUGAGUCAGUACUCCAGCAUGUCCCUAGGGUAACACUGAGUCAGUACUCCAACAUGUCCCUAGGGUAACACUGAGUCAGUACUCCAACAUGUCCCUAGGGUAACACUGAGUCAGUACUCCAGCAUGUCCCUAGGGUAACACUGAGUCAGUACUCCAACAUGUCCUAGGGUAACACUGAGUCAGUACUCCAGCAUGUCCCUAGGGUAACACUGAGUCAGUACUCCAACAUGUCCCUAGGGUAACACUGAGUCAGUACUCCAACAUGUCCCUAGGGUAACACUGAGUCAGUAUCACGUCCUAGGGUAACAGAGUCAGUACAGCAUGUCCCUAGGGUAACACUGAGUCAGUACUCCAACAUGUCCCUAGGGUAACACUGAGUCAGUACUCCAACAUGUCCCUAGGGUAACACUGAGUCAGUACUCCACAUGUCCCUAGGGUAACACUGAGUCAGUACUCCAGCAUGUCCCUAGGGUAACACUGAGUCAGUACUCCAACAUGUCCCUAGGGUAACACUGAGUCAGUACUCCAACAUGUCCCUAGGGUAACACUGAGUCAGUACUCCAACAUGUCCCUAGGGUAACACUGAGUCAGUACUCCACAUGUCCCUAGGGUAACACUGAGUCAGUACUCCAACAUGUCCCUAGGGUAACACUGAGUCAGUACUCCAACAUGUCCCUAGGGUAACACUGAGUCAGUACUCCAACAUGUCCCUAGGGUAACACUGAGUCAGUACUCCAACAUGUCCCUAGGGUAACACUGAGUCAGUACUCCAACAUGUCCCUAGGGUAACACUGAGUCAGUACUCCAACAUGUCCCUAGGGUAACACUGAGUCAGUACUCCAACAUGUCCUAGGGUAACACUGAGUCAGUACUCCAACAUGUCCCUAGGGUAACACUGAGUCAGUACUCCACAUGUCCCUAGGGUAACACUGAGUCAGUACUCCAACAUGUCCCUAGGGUAACACUGAGUCAGUACUCCACAUGUCCCUAGGGUAACACUGAGUCAGUACUCCAACAUGUCCCUAGGGUAACACUGAGUCAGUACUCCACAUGUCCCCUAGGGUAACACUGAGUCAGUACUCCAACAUGUCCCUAGGGUAACACUGAGUCAGUACUCCAACAUGUCCCUAGGGUAACACUGAGUCAGUACUCCACAUGUCCCUAGGGUAACACUGAGUCAGUACUCCAACAUGUCCCUAGGGUAACACUGAGUCAGUACUCCAACAUGUCCCUAGGGUAAACACUGAGUCAGUACUCCAACAUGUCCCUAGGGUAACACUGAGUCAGUACUCCAGCAUGUCCCUAGGGUAACACUGAGUCAGUACUCCAACAUGUCCCUAGGGUAACACUGAGUCAGUACUCCAACAUGUCCCUAGGGUAACACUGAGUCAGUACUCCAAACAUGGUCCCUAGGGUAACACUGAGUCAGUACUCCAACAUGUCCCUAGGGUAACACUGAGUCAGUACUCCAACAUGUCCCUAGGGUAACACUGAGUCAGUACUCCAACAUGUCCCUAGGGUAACACUGAGUCAGUACUCCAACAUGUCCCUAGGGUAACCACUGAGUCAGUACUCCAACAUGUCCCUAGGGUAACACUGAGUCAGUACUCCAACAUGUCCCUAGGGUAACACUGAGUCAGUACUCCAACAUGUCCCUAGGGUAACACUGAGUCAGUACUCCAACAUGUCCCUAGGGUAACACUGAGUCAGUACUCCAACAUGUCCCUAGGGUAACACUGAGUCAGUACUCCAACAUGUCCCUAGGGUAACACUGAGUCAGUACUCCAACAUGUCCCUAGGGUAACACUGAGUCAGUACUCCAACAUGUCCCUAGGGUAACACUGAGUCAGUACUCCAACAUGUCCCUAGGGUAACACUGAGUCAGUACUCCAACAUGUCCCUAGGGUAACACUGAGUCAGUACUCCAACAUGUCCCUAGGGUAACACUGAGUCAGUACUCCAACAUGUCCCUAGGGUAACACUGAGUCAGUACUCCAACAUGUCCCUAGGGUAACACUGAGUCAGUACUCCAACAUGUCCCUAGGGUAACACUGAGUCAGUACUCCAACAUGUCCCUAGGGUAACACUGAGUCAGUACUCCAACAUGUCCCUAGGGUAACACUGAGUCAGUACUCCAACAUGUCCCUAGGGUAACACUGAGUCAGUACUCCAACAUGUCCCUAGGGUAACACUGAGUCAGUACUCCAACAUGUCCCUAGGGUAACACUGAGUCAGUACUCCAACAUGUCCCUAGGGUAACACUGAGUCAGUACUCCAACAUGUCCCUAGGGUAACACUGAGUCAGUACUCCAACAUGUCCCUAGGGUAACACUGAGUCAGUACUCCAACAUGUCCCUAGGGUAACACUGAGUCAGUACUCCAACAUGUCCUAGGGUAACACUGAGUCAGUACUCCAACAUGUCCCUAGGGUAACACUGAGUCAGUACUCCAACAUGUCCCUAGGGUAACACUGAGUCAGUACUCCAACAUGUCCCUAGGGUAACACUGAGUCAGUACUCCAACAUGUCCUAGGGUAACACUGAGUCAGUACUCCAACAUGUCCCUAGGGUAACACUGAGUCAGUACUCCAACAUGUCCCUAGGGUAACACUGAGUCAGUACUCCAACAUGUCCCUAGGGUAACACUGAGUCAGUACUCCAACAUGUCCCUAGGGUAACACUGAGUCAGUACUCCAACAUGUCCCUAGGGUAACACUGAGUCAGUACUCCAACAUGUCCCUAGGGUAACACUGAGUCAGUACUCCAACAUGUCCCUAGGGUAACACUGAGUCAGUACUCCAACAUGUCCCUAGGGUAACACUGAGUCAGUACUCCAACAUGUCCCUAGGGUAACACUGAGUCAGUACUCCAACAUGUCCCUAGGGUAACACUGAGUCAGUACUCCAACAUGUCCCUAGGGUAACACUGAGUCAGUACUCCAACAUGUCCCUAGGGUAACACUGAGUCAGUACUCCAACAUGUCCCUAGGGUAACACUGAGUCAGUACUCCAACAUGUCCCUAGGGUAACACUGAGUCAGUACUCCAACAUGUCCCUAGGGUAACACUGAGUCAGUACUCCAACAUGUCCCUAGGGUAACACUGAGUCACAGUAUUACCAUUCAAUCCCUCCCUGUGACUAUUCAUUAACACAGGGGUACUGGGGCAACGGGCCAAUUAGAAUGCCUGAGGGAUUUAUACCCAUGUUGCAUUUUGAGUGUUCAGUGGCAAAUGACAAAUUGCAGCCCCUGUAUAGAGCCAGUUCAGUUACGUUGAGUGGACCUGUCUACAGCUGCACAUUAUGACUGUUACUACUCUCAUUUCCUUGACUGCACAGUUGAACAUGGUUUUGAGGCCUUUGAAGUUCACGCUUUUGUCUGGAUGAGAAAUGCAUUGCGAGAGCGAGUGAAAGAGUGUGUAUAUUUGUGUUUUAAACUCUCUUCCCUCUUCACACACGAGGUGCCCAGGGCGAUGGCUGGCCAGACGAGGCUUGCAUUCCCACCGACCUGCCGUUCACCCCAAGCGUCUCCACAGUGAUCAGUCGCCAUGCCAGCCACCUGGCGGCCAGCCCCGAAGAGGAGAGGGAGAGCAACGAGAAAAACGACUGCAAACAACAGCAGAAGAAGAAGAAGAAGAGGAGGCCCCGAGACGAGGUGUGUGACAGGGGCCAACCGGAGGCUCAGGCUGAGAACACACUCCUGUCAGAGGGCCACCACAGGGUCUCCCCCUGCAAGGACAGGGACAGGAUGGAGGGGGGCUGGGAGCAGGAAGAGCCAGGGAGACGUGGAGGCAGGGGAAAGAGGGGCAAGAGCAGGAAGAAGCUUCCAGAAGAGUGGGGGUUUACCGCCGAGCUCCCUGAGGGGGUGUUAGACCAACUAGUGCCCCCCAUCGCCCAGCCCCUGGAGAACCCCUACUCUAGCAUAGGUAACAUGGGGCUGAUCCCUGCCAGUGAGGACUUCUACCCAGACGAGGGCCUCUUCCCUCCAUCUCUCACCCAGGAUCUGCUCUCUCUCAUGGCCCCCACCUCCCCUCCACCGGCCAUGGGCUGUGAUGUCCUGCCCACCCUCCCCGUCUCCAUGCCCACCAGUCAGGGAGACUUUUCACCCAAAGGCACCUUCCCCAUGGCCCCGCAUCCUGGAGACCCAUUCACCGCCAGCUACCAAGACCUGCUCAUGGAUACAGAGACCGCCAGCCUGGGCAAUAACAAAGAGGCCUUCUCCCCAACUUUUUCCCUAGAUUCCCCAGUUCAUAAGUCAGGGGUCAAAGUGAUAUUUGAUCAUGAGACCUCAAUGCAGGAUGUCCAUAUGAAAGAUGCCAUGAGUUUUAGCCCCACACACCAACCAGAUUGUGGCCUAUCACCAUUGGAGAAGCCCAGUGAGCUCACAGCGACCGCACCCCCUUUCUCCCCCUCCGACAGCUCCUGGCUCAUCCUCGACUCCCACUGCAACAACAACAACGACUCCUUUGAGUUCAGUGACAUCACUCCAGGGCGCCCCCUACCUGUGGGCUUGGCCUUCGACACACCCAGCCCAGUCCCCCUCCACUCCCCCAAAACCAUACCUGAAUUCUACCCCAGCGGGGGCAAAGAGGCCAAAUCCCCAUCACAGAAGAUACCCAAGAAGUCCCGCUCCUCUUCCUCCCCCUCUCUCACCAAAAGCCCCACCUCCCCAGGGUCCGGCCUGAACCCCGCCGCCAAGCCCUUCUUCCCCAGCUUCGCCGACCCCACGGAGCCCCUCACCGUGGUGGUGGCCCCCAUGUCUGAAGGUUUGUUGCAGUGGCAUGUGCUCUCCACUAGGGGAAUUAGAGGAGUCGACCAAUACCUUGCAUGGGCAUGUGGUUCUACGUCUGGGCUGGGACCGACCCAAUAG